Tetrahymena thermophila SB210 is the source of this 777-nucleotide messenger RNA. RefSeq lists its product as hypothetical. The transcript has 2 exons. The record is from RefSeq and is a predicted model, not a curated record. NCBI's taxonomy places the organism in Eukaryota, Ciliophora, Oligohymenophorea, Hymenostomatida, Tetrahymenidae.
AUGUAAACCCUAAAAAACAAAGAAGUAAAAAAUCAAGGAAAUUGGAAUAGCUUUUUCCCUAACACUAACAAAGAAUAAUUGGAAAGUAACAACUGGAGAUAAAAUAAUUUUUCAUAAAGUUAAAAUUGGAAUGGUGAGUGCUCCUAUGUUGAAAUCAAUUAAAUAUCUAUUCCAAUUCCAUCAUUUGUUAGCCACGCAACAAAAAAUAAACUCAUACAAGCCAUUUAAGAAGUUUAAUAACAAGUAGAUAGUCACCCAACUGUUUCUUCUUUUAAAUAAAAAUUCUUAGGCAAGAUGCACACAGAUUUUUUGAAUAAGAAUUAAGAACUAUUUAAAAAAAUCAACACAUCACUAAAUAUCAAUAAAGUAGUUGAUUUAAAUCCUUCUCUAUAAUUGCACAUUGACAAUCAAAACAAAUUAUUUUAAUAAAAUCUUAAUUUAAAGAAAUAAGAUGAUGAUGCUAAAUCUGAUUCUUCAGCUAUAGAAAACUUAAUUUAGAGAUACGAAGUCAUUAACAAAGAUUUUUCACCUUUAAAAGCUGAAGAAUUUAAAUAAUUUGUUAAAAAUAUAUUUGAUAAAAAUAAUGAGUAGAGUAAUUUGGUUUUUAAUGACAUACAAUAAUAUAUGAAAAAGAAGGAAACUAAAAAUAAGCUAAAUAAUAAUAAAAACCCCUACUUGCUUAAUUUGGAGUGGAUAGAUGCAAAAUCUAGAAAAAUUAGAACUAAAUAAUAAUGUCUGAAACUCUUAAAAUUAAUUUCUCAGAAAGGAAAACUUUGA